UUAUAGCAUAAUCGGGCACCUGCUUGUAACCUUGACCUUUGUAAUUGAUCAUGUGACUCAGAGUUUCCUUCAAGCGGUUAGAAAGAAUUUGAUCAAAGCGUCGGAGUGACCGGUGUUGUUUUCGUGGAUUAAAAUGACACUUUUUCGAAAAAGUAAGAGUAAAGGGGACUUGCAACAGGAGUUUCAGACAACUGUACGAUUCCUUGAUGAUUCGGAACCGAUCCAGUUGUCGUUUACGAAAGAGACCACUGGUCAGUUUGUGUUGGACAAGGUCUGUGAAACCCUGAACCUUUUGGAGAAGGAUUACUUCGGACUGCGAUAUGUAGACGCAGAGAAACAGAGGCACUGGUUGGAUCCAACAAAGACUGUGUACAGACAGUUGAAAGGAGUGAGCCCAUGUGUGCUGUGUUUUCGGGUGAAGUUUUACCCUGCUGAACCCAUGAAGCUUCAUGAGGAGAUCACCAGGUAUUACUUGUUUCUGCAGCUGAGGCGGGAUCUGCACCAUGGGAGACUACUCUGCUCACCUCAGGACGCAAACCUUCUUGCUGCCUACAUCAUACAAUCGGAGGUGGGUGACUAUCACCCAGAGGAUCACCCUGCAGGCUACGUGGCGGAGUUCAAGAUGCUGCCCAACCAGACGGCACUGCAGGAGCAACAGAUACAUGAACUGCACAAGACACUCGCGGGUCAGGUGCCUGCAGAAGCGGAGGCUAACUUCUUGAAAAAGGCUGCAUCCCUGGACACAUAUGGGGUUGACCCGCACAAGGUCAAGGACCAGAAAGGGAACCAGAUGUACCUGGGAGUUACACACCAGGGCAUUAUGACCUUCCAUGGCAGCAGACGAACUCAGAUCUACAAAUGGACACAAAUAAAGAAACUAGCCUUUGAAGGAAAGACUUUCAUAGCGCAUGUAAAUGUUAAUGAGGAUGUGGAAGGGAGCCAUUCUAAAAAGAAGCACCAGCCCAUCGGAUACAAGUGCAUCACUGUGGCGGCCUGCAAGUACCUGUGGAAAUGUGCCGUCGAGCAGCAGUUCUUCUUCACAUUACAGACUUCCUUUAACUCUCCCAAGGUCAGAUCAGGGGGCAGCCUAUUUUCCAGAGGGUCAAAGUUCAGAUUCAGUGGUCGUUGUCAGAACGAGGCCUACAGUGCGAGUGAGGAUAUUAAGAGAAAGGAACCAGACUUCCAGAGAACGUGUUCGUUGCCCAACUUUGCCCGAAAGUCCGACUCUAAGAUUCACAUGCGCAACUCUGCGAACAUCUCUGAAGCGAACACGUUACCACAUAUGACCAGUGUCCCGACCGUCUCUGUUCAACCUGAGAAUUUCGAAAAACGCAAAAACUCUCGUGGCUCCCAAGAAAAUGAAAAACCUAAUUCGCAGGAAAAUAAGUCUGAGCGUCAAAAUUCUUUGAGUAGACGCAAAUCUAGAGAAUCACAAGAAAAAAUAAAACCAACUGAGCAGGCAGAAAGUCCUAUUGCUGUAGAUGAGAAUGCUAUUAAGCCCCUGAAAGCCCCUGGGUUAAAGGCAGAGGUCAAAACUUCCGUUCCCGUAGAGGUCUAUCAUGAAAGCUCAGUUAAACAGCAGACAACUCAGUCUGAAGCUGAGCCUAAAGCAAACAGAGUUGUCCCCCCUGCUUUCAACUACAUUAAGCCUUUUGAUACUGAAACUAAGACAAAACCAUCAUCUGAGCCAAAGCCUGCAGUUUCUGAUAAAAUUCUUACCAAUGGUACUGGUGAGCCUGUAAAAGUCGAAGAAAAUGUCCAACGCGAUGCUGAAUCUUUCGAAACCGAGCAUCCAAAACCUUUCGUAGGAGCUAGGCCAAAACUUAAGGAGAUAGGAAGGUACACCACGAAGGAGGUUAUGCGUUACACUGAGGUUGAACAGAGAGAGACGGUGAUUGGUCCUGAGUCGGUUAUCGUACCAACUUCCACGACGGAAGCAAAACUGGAAUCUAAGAUCGUGACUUUACCUGUGAGAGUUGCAGCCUCUAGUAAAAAUGCUGACGUUAAAGUCGCACACAAAGAAAAUGCAGUUGACGUUCCAAAUUCCGUCAAGCCAAGCGCAACACCAGGGACCAGUCUACCAGGCGUGACCGAGACUCCAGUGGUAGAAGAAGAGAUGACACAGCUUAGGACAAGGGUUGAGGAGUCCAUUAUUCCAGGUGCACUAAAGAUUAACGGAGCCGUUCCAAUGAUAAGCGUGAUGCCCCCUGAUUCUCCACCGGCUGAGGAGGAUGAUAUGGUUCAGCCAUACAACCCUAACGUGACCACAUACGAGGAUGAUGACAUUGUCACUGUUCCCCAAAAGAGCCUUGAAGAGCAGUUAAAGGAUUUAGAGAUUGAGGCUGAAGAGAAGCAAGAAAACCAUGUUCAACCUGUCGCUGAACCUAAAUCUCAAGCUGUCAAGCCAUUAGCCCCUUCCAAGCGCGGCUGCUCAUGCUGCAAGGUGUUUGCAUUCACAUUCUUUUCCUUGUUCUUGACAUUCGCUUUGUGUGCCUGCGUUGUGAUGUUCUCGAACGUUGACCAUCCGAUCAUGAACGAGGCACGCGCUCGACUGCCCUUCCUUGAACCGACGCGAGAUUUCAUCCUGCACAAGUUCGAGGAUAUCAAGAAGAAACUGUGAGGUCUUGCCUCCACAUACUCCUCUUUCAUAUCAACCAAUCAGGUUUUGCAAUACUAAUGAAGGCAAGAGAUGUUGUUUUUUUCAACCAUUCGCAUACUUGGAUUAAGAAUUGUUGAUUGCAUCCAUAUCAUUUGUCAGAUAAAAUGUUUCAUAGCUUUUUCGCUUUGAAUUUGUGAAUUAAGUCUUACAAAGUUGGUUUAAUUUUGUUUAAAUAUAAGGGUAGCAAUAUUUAGAGUUACCUUUUUUUAGAGAUAUUUAAUUUGCCAGCUCGUGAUUUGAAAAGCUUCUACAAACUUUCACUGAACAAAUUUAUUUAAGAUAUUUACAUUUAUCAUGUAUCUAUUAAUAUUUCUACUGUAAGCUAAGUAUUUAAAGGCAUUACUUUUAAUAGACAAUUUGUACACUUUUAACAUGUUGUUUAUUUGCUAAGUAUUGGCCUUUAAACUCUAGGUUAUAUAUUUUCCUGUUAAAUUGUUUUGUACGUAAGAUUGUAUUUGCAUGUUUUUAUUCAGGUUGCAAUAUAAUAUGUAAUUGUGUGUAGCAUUUAGAUUUAGCAGGGCAGAUUGGUGUAAUCAAUCAAUUUAGGGAUGUUGUCAUUAAAAGUUUUGCUUUAAAAAAAAACAAAAAACUUUUGUUGUAAGCUGUUAGGAAAUCAAGUUUGACUAUGCCAAGAUGAGACAUGCUGAAAUGUUCACAGAUUUAUUUCAUGCAGAUUUUAUGGAAGGUAAUAUUAUACACCUGUUAUUAUAUCCUAGUUCAAAUUGUUGAUGUUAGGACAAUAAAGUUUAGCAUGGUUUGAGUGUUAUAAAAAAUAUUUAACUAAAUUUUCAACUUUUCAAAUGUUCAGCUUAUUUGGGUGGCUUGAAUGUCUUAAGAAACAGAUUUAAGUCAUUCAUGAUUGUAUUUGUGUUUUAUGUAUAGAAAUUUAUUUUCAAAUGACUCUCUAGAGUUAGACCCCGCAGUGUAAAUUCUCUUAUUUUCACUUGAUUUAAUGGCCUCUCAGUAAAUAACACUGUUGCUAAACUGUAAUGAUUUUGCAUCUUGUAUACUUUUCAUUACUUUUGUGAGUGAUGUAUUUUGUACUUAGCAAUGCAAGUCUGUACAUUGUCAAUACAUUCUAUUAAAUUUGUUACAAAAAUGUAAGUAUUCUUAACUUAACCGAAAUGUGGUUUUUUUUAACAUUUCUGUUUUGGCCAUUGGUAUUGUAAAUUUCUGUGCGUUCCAGUAUGUAUAAUAUAGUCCUUAAAAGAACUCUGAAUUACAGACUCAAAAUGCGUCAGAUUAGAGAAUUCAACCUUAUCAUAUGCCCAUUUAAUUCCUUUUGCAUUGGCGUAGCUCUUAAAGAAGCAAUAUAGGACCUUUAUCCAACCAAAGCAAUAAAAUGUAUCCUAAUUUGUUUUGAGGGGAACAAGGAACCUCCCUUUCCUAUUUUGCUUUCAUACCAAGCCUUGUUUAUCCAUGACCUAAACAACAACAUAUUUAAUAAAUGAGCCGCGUUCUGAGAAAACUGGGCAUAAUGCUUUUGUGUAAAGUGUCGUCCCAGAUUACCGGUAGUCUGUGCAGUCCGCACAGGCUAAUCACCGACGACACUUUCAGCUGAAAUGGUAUUUUUCGUUUAAAGGAAGACCCUUCUUAACGAAAAUCUAGUUUAAGCGGAAAGUGUCGUCCCUGAUUAGCCUGUGCAGACUGCACCGGCUAAUCCGGGACGACAUUUUACGCACAUUCAUUAUGCCCAGUUUUUUCAGAACACAACCCAAUUGGAGAUAUUUAUCCAUGGUCAAGAUUUUUGCCUAAUUUAGCAAUGCAUCCCUAAAAUAGUGAUAUGUUAUUUGAAAUAGACAUAAAAUUUACUACAUUAUUGAUCCCAUUAAUGAAUAUGCAUUACUUUUUAAUGUCUUAAAACAAAAUAUAAUUUUUUUGUGAAAUGUUGAUAAAUUGGGAUAUGUUCGUUGUGCAUUAAUUUAAAUGUUGGGUUAUAAGACAAACAAAAGAUCACAAGAUUAACUACUGCUUUUAGAAGAGAGCAACAACGGUUUGGUUUGGUUCAAAUUUGAAUACAACAGUAACAUGUUUUUAUUGGUGGGAUCUAUGUAAACCAGAUGUUUGCAGUGUGUUGAUUUAGUCCAAUCAGUGUUUGCAAGAUGUUUCAAGCAUUAUCAUUGGUUUCAUCUGUGUGAAACAGAUGUUUGAAGUGUUUCCAUUGGUUGCUUUGGUUGUGGGUUGCAAGGCCUGGUUUCAACUCAAGAUUGAGAGGUUCUGCAAGAUUUAUUGGGGGAAGAUCAAGGGGCAAUACUCAUGCAUGUCAGUCUUACAUUUUUAUUACCGUUCUGUUUGUACUUUCUUUACAUUUGGUUUUGAUGUAGAUGGUGGGUUAUUUAAUAUUUAAUGGAAACUGCUGGCAUUUUUAUACUUAGCUAUGAAUCAUGUAUAGUUCAUUUGUACAUACAUGUAUUUUCUGAUUUCAAAUGGAUCGAUAUGUGCGAGCAUUUUUUAUGUCAAUACAUACUGCUUUAAUGUAAAAAGAUCAUUUUGUUGGUAAUAGGUAUUUCUUGGAAAGGGAGCAGAUAAAAGCAUCAUAGUUUCCCUAGUGACAGCAACAAUCAUUGAUUUCAAAGUAGGUCUUAACUGAAAAUAUAGAUCACUGAGAACGAUUGUCAUGUAUAGGCUUUGAUUUCCAUAGUUUCAAAUGUGAUGAGAAUGGAUAAAGGUCUAAGUCAUGACGGUCACAUUUUUAAACUUAGGUGAUGUAGGUUUAUCAAUACGAACAUGCUCAAAAAAAAAGGAGUUCAUCAGAUCCAUAACCAAUUUCAGUACUGAUUGGGGGUCACAGGUAGACAAAUUGUACUCUUUAUUAUUCUACAACUAUUUUCACAAAUUGAAUUUCUACAAAACAGUUUUAACAACAUCUUUGUUUACUCCAUCAAAUUGUUACUGUAUAGUUUCUUUAAUUGUGAUGACAGUGUGCAACGACAGUGAGACUGAUUUGAGCUGGGUUUCAAGGAUGCUUAGAAUUUGUUGCUGCUUUACUACAAAGAAUCUCAUCACGAUUCUUAUGUUUUAAUUCAUGUAUUGGCCAAAGAUUUGCAAUUUAAUUCAUAUCGAAUGUUUUUAUUGGUUAAUAUUCAUCAUUAAUGUUAGCUUAAAGAAUGAGUAGAAGUCAUAGCAAAUAGGCUUUUGGGCUGAUCUUUUUUAAAUAUGAAGGGAUAAACAAAAUAUUUAAUAUGAUGAUAAUGGACUGAUGUAAUUGCUGGUGUGAACUUUGUUUUGUUUGUUUGUGUUUUGUUCUCUUGUGGUUGUCUUUAAUUUUUGCUGUUUUUAUUUAAAGUUCAAAAAUAUUUUAUUUUUCGAUUUUUUAUAUAUAGUUGUAUCCCUGUUUUAAUAAAUUAUGGCGUUGUUAUUUUGUUGUUGUUGUUGUGUUUUUUUCGUUUAAUUUUCAAUUCUGUUCUGUUUAUUACCGUGACUGGUUAAGUGAUCUCCCUCAUUGAAUGUGUUCUGCUUAUUGAAGUCAUUGUUUCUCAGAGCGCCUUAAAUGAUUGAAUAACCAAAAGCGCCUAAAUAAUAUCUGCAAGUGUUAUGGGGUGUUUUUAUUGUUUGGUAUAAUUAAUUGAUGAUUUCCAAGGUUUAAGGGUUUGUAAAUCUCGCAUUUUAACAUGAUCAGAAGGGUUUUACAAAAGUUUUGGGCUACAUACCACCAAAUGCACAGUAAAGAUUGUUUUUAAAUCCUAUUUUUACUUAAUAAUUAUUUGAUUGUUAAGUUGAGUCCCAUUUUAAUUGCAGUAAAUAAAUCACUAAGUAUUGUAUUGUCAAUGUGUGGAUUCCUAAAGUGUUAAAGUCAUUUAAUAUGCGAUGUUGGUUAUUUUACCAAAAGCAUGUACUUGUAUUUUAUCUACCAGUAAUGAAUCUUAAAAUACCACAGUAAGUACUGAUAUAAUGGUUAUGGAAGCUAAUUUGUUAAUGGUCAUAUUGUUAAAUUGUUUUGACCACAUGAACACAAAUGUGAAAUGCUUAUGGUUAGGCAUGGUUAACAUAUGUUUAUUUGCUAGAAGAGAAAUGUGUCCAAGAUAAGAGUUAAUGGGAUCCUUGGCAGAUAUUUCAGUUUGCUCGAAAUAAGUGAUGCAGCAAGUUUACUUCAAAUCUUUUGUUUUCUCUUUAUAAUUUGCCAUGUAUUGGUAAUCUCCGAUUUGUAACAGUCUUAUACUGCUAUGUGACCGCAUGUGUAAAAUAUUCAUUAUUGAACAUAAUAAAGAAGUAUAAUUUAGAACAACCAUUAGUUGAAAAAAAUGCUUUCCUGAUGCAUUUUGUCUUUAUGAUUGAACUAUUGUUUUUCUCAUUUGUGGUUUGUGUGGUGAUCCAGUUUUUAGCGAGGCUGUUUUCGGAGAAAACCCAACUAUUGUUAUAGCCAGCUUGUCCGCUGUCCGCCGUAGGCGUCGUGCUAAAACCUUAACAUUGGCUCUAAUAUCAAAGUGCUUCCACCUACAACUUUGAAACUUCAUAUGUAGAUGCACCUUGAUGAGUUCUUCAUGCCACACCCAUUUAGGGUCACUAGGUCAAAGGUCAAGGUCACUGUUACCUCUAAAAAAAGAAAAAUUAUGACAAGCUUUCGAGGCGAGCGUGGGACCCGUUAUACGGUGCUCUUCUUAUUGUAUUGCACCAAUCAAGUUAUCAUGAAUAAUAAUAUAAUUGUUUUUGCAGUCAUAAUAAUUCUUGCUUUACACCAGAAAUUUGUCUCAAAACAAAUGAAAGUGAUUUUUCAAGUCCCGCGUUUAAAUAAAAUGCAGUUAUAUUAGUGUGUACCCACAUCUAUUUAUAUUUACUAUUUUUAACUUAAGCAGAUUUUUCUAAUGUGUGCUCAAGUGUCUUGAGUCAUGUAAAGGGAAUGCAUACGUAUCCAAGCUCUGAAAGUCCCACAUAAAGGCUCUGUUAAAUCAGCAAGAUAUAAGCAUAAAGUGGCAAGUAAUCAAAGCAUGAUGGUUAUUUGCAAACAUGUUCCAAAAAGAAAGUUGUUCUGGAAAGUGUACAUUAUUCAGUAUGGCGCAAUAAUGCGCUCAAAUUCAAAAAGUAAAUAAUGGCUAUGUCUCCUUAUGGGGUGAGCCAGUUUAUCUACAAGAGUGACCUUAAUGUCUAAACAAAGGAGUAGUAACCACUCUUUGUUUUGUUUCAUGCUCUUUGUCUGGUAAGUUUAAAAUGCUGCUUGUUGGUGAUGCUUUCAGAGUUUUGAUUUGUAUUCACAAUGGAUACUUAUAAAAGAGCCAUUGGGCUUUUGACAUUUGUUGUUUUGGGCAGUGUUGCUGAAAAUUAUUGAUAAUAGGAAUAUACAUCUAGUGAGUAUACAUGUAAUAGUGUAUUGUCAGAUGUUGUAAUCAGGGGGUUUUGUUGUUGAUUGUUUGAGAAAACACAUGUAAAGACAACAAAUUAUGUUACCAAUUAAUCUAACAUUUCUAUAAAAUUGUUUGAUGCUGGGUUUAUUUACAUCAUCUAUGUACACUGUACAGCUUCUACCGUUUAUACAUAAGUGUUUAUAUCUUCACAUGUAAUGCUUUUUCAUGGUGUUAGUACAAAGUGAAUGUUUGUUUUCAAAUAAUGAAUUGUCAUUUUUGUCAUGUAUCUACAUAUGAGCGGGGCUUUGGAAAAACUGGACUAAAUGCAUGUGCUUUAAGUGGCACCCCAGAUUAGACUGUUGAGAUUGACCUGUGCAGUCCAAAGAUUGCAGUAAGUCAGGGUUUCUUGGAGACUGACUCGUUUUAUUAUAGCAUGGUAACUACAGGAUUUCAUGAUUACUCAUUGCUUUUGUUAAUACGACAAAUAUAAAAAAUACAAAUAAAUGCACCCUAAACUACAA
Dreissena polymorpha is the source of this 8459-nucleotide messenger RNA. RefSeq names its product FERM domain-containing protein 5-like. The transcript has 16 exons. Lineage: Eukaryota; Metazoa; Mollusca; Bivalvia; Myida; Dreissenidae. Gene Ontology annotation, molecular function: cytoskeletal protein binding. The record is from RefSeq and is a predicted model, not a curated record. Bases 134 to 2620 code for a protein of 828 amino acids. Gene Ontology annotation, cellular component: cytoskeleton.